AAGAUGGCGGCCAAGGUGGCGAAGCAGCAGCAGCGGCGGCGGCGGCGGCGGCUGGAGUGAGCGCCCGGCGGGCCACGCCGAGCGAGGUCCCGGCGUAGGAACGUGCGCCGGGCCGCGCCCUGUGCCUCAGGCCUGGGGGCGCGCCGGCUCCCACGCUCCGCCAGCUUCGGGUGGUUUCCUAGAAACAUGAUUGUUUGUUGGACUUGAUCUCACAGCCUGGUGAGGACUUCAAUAAUGUCAAGUUCAGGUUAUCCUCCCAACCAAGGAGCAUUUAGCACAGAACAAAGUCGUUAUCCUCCCCACUCUGUCCAGUAUACCUUUCCCAGCACCCGCCACCAGCAGGAGUUUGCAGUCCCUGAUUACCGUUCUUCUCAUCUUGAAGUCAGUCAGGCAUCACAGCUCUUGCAGCAACAGCAGCAACAACAGCUUCGAAGACGACCUUCUUUGCUUUCAGAAUUUCACCCAGGUUCUGACAGGCCUCAAGAAAGGAGAACUGGAUAUGAGCAGUUUCACCCAGGCCCAUCUCCAGUGGAUCAUGAUUCACUGGAAUCCAAACGACCACGUCUGGAGCAGAUUUCUGAUUCCCAUUUUCAGCGUGUCGGUGCUGCGGUUUUGCCUUUAGUGCAUACGCUGCCAGAAGGGUUGAGGUCUUCUGCAGAUGCUAAGAAGGAUCCAGCAUUUGGAGGAAAGCCUGAAGCUCCAUCCUCUCCAAUCUCUGGGCAACCAUGUGGAGAUGAUCAAAAUGCUUCACCUUCCAAACUUUCUAAGGAAGAGUUAAUACAGAGUAUGGAUCGUGUAGAUCGAGAAAUUGCAAAAGUAGAACAACAGAUCCUAAAACUGAAAAAGAAACAGCAACAGCUCGAAGAAGAAGCAGCUAAACCUCCUGAGCCUGAGAAGCCUGUGUCCCCUCCUCCUGUGGAGCAGAAACACCGCAGUAUUGUCCAAAUUAUUUAUGAUGAGAAUCGGAAAAAAGCAGAAGAAGCUCAUAAAAUUUUUGAAGGUCUUGGCCCAAAAGUUGAACUGCCUCUCUAUAACCAGCCAUCAGAUACUAAGGUGUACCACGAGAACAUCAAGACUGGAGUACCUGCAAGGCGCAUGAUGAAAAACCAGGUGAUGAGGAAAAAACUCAUUUUAUUUUUUAAAAGAAGAAAUCAUGCAAGAAAACAAAGGGAACAAAAAAUCUGUCAACGUUACGAUCAGCUCAUGGAGGCAUGGGAGAAAAAAGUGGACAGAAUAGAAAAUAAUCCUCGGAGGAAAGCUAAAGAAAGCAAAACAAGGGAGUACUAUGAAAAGCAGUUUCCAGAAAUUCGAAAACAAAGAGAACAGCAAGAAAGAUUUCAACGAGUUGGGCAGAGGGGAGCUGGUCUUUCAGCCACCAUUGCUAGGAGUGAACAUGAGAUUUCUGAAAUUAUUGAUGGGCUCUCUGAGCAGGAGAAUAAUGAAAAACAAAUGCGGCAGCUCUCUGUGAUUCCACCUAUGAUGUUUGAUGCAGAACAAAGACGGGUCAAGUUCAUUAACAUGAAUGGGCUUAUGGAGGACCCUAUGAAGGUUUAUAAAGAUAGGCAGUUUAUGAAUGUGUGGACUGACCACGAGAAGGAGAUCUUUAAGGACAAGUUUAUCCAGCAUCCAAAAAACUUUGGACUAAUUGCAUCCUACUUGGAAAGGAAGAGCGUUCCUGAUUGUGUUUUAUAUUACUAUUUAACCAAGAAAAAUGAGAAUUACAAAGCUCUGGUAAGAAGAAAUUAUGGAAAACGCAGAGGCAGAAACCAGCAGCAAAUUGCCCGACCCUCACAAGAAGAAAAAGUAGAAGAAAAAGAAGAGGAUAAAGCAGAAAAAACAGAAAAAAAAGAAGAAGAAAAGAAAGACGAAGAAGAAAAAGAUGAGAAGGAGGACUCUAAAGAAAAUAUGAAGGAGAAGGACAAGACAGAAGGUGCAGCAGAAGAAACUGAGGAGAGAGAGCAGGCCACACCCCGGGGGCGAAAGACUGCCAACAGUCAAGGCCGCAGGAAGGGCCGCAUCACCAGGUCCAUGACGAACGAAGCCGCCGCUGCCAGUGCUGCGGCUGCUGCGGCCACUGAAGAGCCCCCACCGCCUCUGCCACCGCCACCAGAACCCAUUUCUACAGAGCCUGUGGAGACCUCUCGAUGGACAGAAGAAGAAAUGGAAGUUGCUAAAAAAGGUCUAGUAGAACAUGGUCGUAAUUGGGCAGCAAUUGCCAAAAUGGUGGGAACCAAAAGUGAAGCUCAGUGUAAAAACUUCUAUUUUAACUAUAAAAGGCGACAUAAUCUUGACAACCUCUUGCAGCAGCAUAAACAGAAAACUUCACGAAAACCUCGUGAAGAGCGAGAUGUGUCUCAGUGUGAGAGUGUCGCUUCCACUGUUUCUGCUCAGGAGGAUGAAGAUAUCGAAGCCUCCAACGAAGAAGAAAAUCCAGAAGACAGUGAAGGUGCUGAAAAUAGUUCUGAUACAGAAAGUGCUCCUUCUCCUUCACCAGUUGAAGCUGUCAAGCCUGGCGAAGACAUCACUGAAAAUGCUCCUUCUCGAGGAAAUACUGAACCUGUGGCUGAGCUCGAGUCUGCCACUGAAACAGCCCCCAGUGCAUCUCCCUCCUCAGCAGUUCCAAAUACAAAACCAGCUGAAAAUGAAAAUGUGGAGACCCAGGCGCAUGACAGCGUCAGUGUGGAGACAGCAGAGUCAAUGGACAUAGACCACCAGGAGUGCAGUGCCGGAGGGGCUUCUGUUCUUGAUCCCCAAGCCACUACCAAAGCAGACUCUGUGGAUGUUGAAGUGAGGCUGCCAGAAAACAGCGCUUCCAAAGUUGAAGAUGAUACCAAAGAGGGAGACUUGGAGAGAGCCAGCGAGAAGACAGAGCCUAGAGAUGAUGAUUUGGUAGUGGCUCAGCAGAUAGAUGUUCAGAGGCCUGAGCCCCAGUCAGACAAUGACUCCAGUGCCACAUGCAGUGCUGAUGAAGAUGUGGACGGAGAGCCAGAGAGGCAGAGAAUGUUUCCUAUGGAAUCAAAGCCUUCAUUACUAAACCCCACUGGAUCUAUACUAGUCUCAUCCCCAAUUAAACCAAAUCCAUUGGACCUGCCACAACUUCAGCAUCGAGCUGCUGUUAUCCCACCAAUGGUUUCCUGCACCCCAUGUAAUAUACCAAUUGGAACUCCAGUGAGUGGCUAUGCUCUCUACCAGCGACACAUUAAAGCAAUGCAUGAGUCCGCACUCCUGGAGGAGCAGCGGCAGAGGCAGGAACAGAUAGAGGUGGAAUGUAGAAGCUCUACAAGUCCAUGUGGCACUUCCAAGAGCCCAAACAGAGAGUGGGAAGUCCUCCAACCUGCUCCACAUCAAGUGAUAACUAAUCUUCCUGAAGGGGUUCGGCUUCCAACAACUCGACCAACCAGGCCACCUCCUCCUCUCAUCCCAUCAUCCAAAACCACAGUGGCUUCAGAAAAACCAUCUUUUAUAAUGGGAGGCUCCAUCUCACAGGGAACACCUGGCACUUAUUUGACUUCUCAUAAUCAGGCUUCCUACACUCAAGAAACAGCUAAGCCCUCAGUGGGUUCUAUCUCUCUUGGACUGCCACGGCAACAGGAAUCUGCCAAAUCAGCUACUUUACCCUACAUCAAGCAGGAAGAAUUUUCUCCUCGAAGCCAAAACUCGCAACCUGAGGGUUUAUUGGUCAGGGCCCAACAUGAAGGUGUGGUCAGAGGUACCGCAGGAGCCAUCCAAGAAGGAAGUAUAACUCGGGGAACUCCAACCAGCAAAAUUUCAGUGGAGAGCAUCCCAUCCCUGCGGGGCUCUAUCACUCAGGGUACCCCAGCUGUGUCCCAGGCUGGCAUACCAACUGAGGCUCUGGUGAAGGGAUCCAUUUCUAGAAUGCCCAUUGAAGAGAGCAGUCCUGAGAAAGGCAGAGAGGACGCUGCAUCCAAAGGCCAUGUUAUUUACGAAGGCAAAAGUGGACAUAUCUUAUCAUAUGAUAAUAUUAAGAAUGCCCGAGAAGGAACUAGGAGUCCAAGAACAGCUCAUGAAAUCAGUUUAAAAAGAAGUUAUGAAUCAGUGGAAGGAAAUAUAAAGCAAGGGAUGUCAAUGAGGGAGUCUCCUGUAUCAGCACCAUUAGAGGGGCUGAUAUGCCGAGCAUUACCCAGGGGGAGCCCUCAUUCUGACCUCAAAGAAAGGACUCUGCUGUCUGGCUCCAUAAUGCAGGGCACACCAAGAGCAACAACUGAAAGUUUUGAAGAUGGCCUUAAAUAUCCCAAACAGAUUAAAAGGGAAAGUCCUCCCAUACGAGCAUUCGAAGGUGCCAUUACCAAAGGAAAACCAUAUGACGGCAUUACCACCAUUAAAGAAAUGGGGCGUUCCAUUCAUGAGAUUCCACGGCAAGAUAUUUUAACUCAGGAAAGCCGAAAAACUCCAGAAAUGGUCCAGAGCACAAGGCCAAUAAUUGAGGGCUCUAUUUCCCAGGGUACACCAAUAAAGUUUGACAGCAACUCAGGUCAAUCUGCCAUCAAACACAAUGUCAAAUCCUUAAUCACGGGGCCUAGCAAACUGACCCGUGGGAUGCCUCCGUUGGAAAUUGUGCCAGAGAACAUGAAAGUGAUAGAACGGGGAAAAUAUGAGGAUGUGAAAGCAGGCGAGCCAGUGCGUUCCCGGCAUACAUCGGUGGUAAGCUCUGGCCCCUCCGUUCUCAGGUCCACUCUUCAUGAAGCUCCCAAAGCACAGCUGAGCCCAGGGAUUUACGAUGAUGCCAGUGCACGGAGGACCCCUGUGAGUUAUCAAAACACCAUGUCCAGAGGCUCACCCAUGAUGAACAGAACUUCCGAUGUUACUGUUUCUUCUAGCAAGUCUACCAAUCAUGAAAGAAAAUCAACACUGACCCCUACCCAAAGAGAAAGUAUACCAGCGAAGUCUCCAGUGCCUGGGGUGGAUCCUGUUGUGAGCCACAGCCCAUUUGAUACCCAUCACAGGAGCGGCACUGCGGGAGAGGUUUAUCGGAGCCACCUUCCCACACACUUAGAUCCAGCCAUGCCCUUUCACAGGGCUCUGGAUCCUGCAGCAGCUGCUUACCUGUUCCAGCGACAGCUUUCACCAACUCCAGGUUACCCAAGUCAAUAUCAGCUUUAUGCAAUGGAGAACACGAGACAGACAAUCUUGAAUGAUUACAUUACCUCACAGCAGAUGCAAGUGAACUUGCGCCCAGAUGUAGCCAGAGGACUCUCCCCAAGAGAGCAGCCAUUGGGUCUCCCAUACCCAGCAACAAGAGGAAUCAUCGACCUGACCAAUAUGCCUCCCACAAUUCUAGUGCCUCACCCAGGGGGAACAAGCACUCCUCCCAUGGACAGAAUCACUUAUAUUCCUGGUACACAGAUUAGUUUCCCUCCCAGGCCAUACAACUCUGCUUCUGUGUCUCCAGGACACCCAGCACACCUUGCAGCAGCUGCAAGUGCUGAGAGGGAGCGGGAGAAAGAGCGGGAGAAGGAGCGGGAGCGGAUUGCUGCGGCUUCCUCCGACCUCUAUCUGCGGCCAGGCUCAGAACCUCCCGGCCGGCCUGGCAGUCACGGAUAUGUUCGCUCCCCUUCCCCUUCAGUAAGAACUCAGGAGACCAUGUUGCAGCAGAGACCCAGCGUUUUCCAGGGAACCAAUGGAACCAGUGUAAUCCAACCUUUGGAUCCAACUGCUCAGCUACGAAUCAUGCCACUGCCUGCUGGGGGCCCUUCAAUAAGCCAAGGCCUGCCAGCCUCCCGUUACAACACUGCUGCAGAUGCCCUGGCUGCUCUUGUGGAUGCCGCAGCUUCUGCACCCCAGAUGGAUGUUUCCAAAACAAAAGAGAGUAAGCAUGAAGCUGCCAGGUUAGAAGAAAAUUUGAGAAGCAGGUCAGCAGCAGUUAGUGAACAGCAGCAGCUAGAGCAGAAAACCCUGGAGGUGGAGAAGAGAUCUGUUCAGUGUCUGUACACUUCUUCAGCCUUUCCAAGUGGCAAGCCCCAGCCUCAUUCUUCAGUAGUUUAUUCUGAGGCUGGGAAAGAUAAAGGGCCUCCUCCAAAAUCCAGAUAUGAGGAAGAGCUAAGGACCCGAGGGAAGACAACCAUUACUGCAGCUAACUUCAUAGACGUGAUCAUCACUCGGCAAAUUGCCUCGGACAAGGAUGCAAGGGAACGUGGCUCUCAAAGUUCAGACUCUUCUAGUAGCUUAUCUUCUCACAGGUAUGAAACACCUAGUGAUGCUAUCGAGGUAAUCAGUCCUGCCAGCUCACCUGUACCUCCCCAGGAAAAACUGCAGGCCUAUCAACCAGAGGUUGUUAAGGCAAAUCAAGCGGAAAAUGAUCCCACCAGACAGUACGAAGGACCCCUACAUCACUAUCGACCCCAGCAGGAAUCACCAUCCCCCCAACAGCAGCUACCCACUUCUUCACAGGCAGAGGGACUGGGGCAAGUGCCCAGGACCCAUCGGCUGAUCACACUUGCUGAUCACAUCUGUCAAAUUAUCACACAGGAUUUUGCUAGAAACCAAGUUCCCUCACAGACUCCCCAGCAGCCUCCUACUUCUACAUUCCAGAAUUCAACUUCUGCUUUAGUGUCUAUCCCUGUGAGGACUAAAACAUCAAGUCGUUACAGCCCAGAAUCUCAGACUCAGUCUGUCCACCAUCAAAGACCAGGUUCAAGAGUCUCUCCAGAAAAUCUUUUGGACAAAUCCAGGGGAAGUAGGCCUGGAAAGUCCCCAGAGAGGAGUCACGUCUCUUCAGAGCCCUACGAGCCCAUCUCCCCACCCCAGGUUCCAGUUGUGCAUGAGAAACAGGACAGCAUGCUGCUCUUGGCUCAGAGGGGAGCAGAACCUGCAGAGCAAAGGAAUGAUUCCCGCUCACCAGGAAGUAUGAGCUACUUGCCUUCAUUCUUCACCAAACUUGAAAACACAUCACCCAUGGUUAAAUCAAAGAAGCAGGAGAUUUUUCGUAAGUUGAACUCCUCUGGUGGAGGUGAUUCUGAUAUGGCAGCUGCUCAGCCAGGAACUGAGAUCUUUAAUUUGCCAGCAGUUACUACGUCAGGCUCAGUUAGCUCUAGAAGCCAUUCUUUUGCUGAUCCUGCAAGUAAUCUUGGUCUAGAAGACAUUAUCAGGAAGGCUCUCAUGGGAAGCUUUGAUGACAAAGUGGAGGAUCAUGGAGUUGUCAUGUCCCAACCUGUGGGAGUAAUGCCUGGUACUGCCAACACUUCAGUUGUGACCAGUAGUGAAACACGGAGAGAGGAAGGGGAUCCAUCACCUCAUUCAGGAGGAGUUUGCAAACCAAAGCUCAUCAGCAAGUCAAACAGCAGGAAAUCUAAAUCUCCUAUACCUGGGCAAGGCUACUUAGGGACUGAGCGGCCCUCUUCAGUCUCCUCUGUACAUUCAGAAGGGGAUUACCACAGGCAGACGCCAGGGUGGGCCUGGGAAGACAGGCCCUCAUCAACAGGCUCAACUCAGUUUCCUUAUAAUCCUCUGACUAUGCGGAUGCUCAGCAGUACGCCACCAACACCGAUUGCAUGUGCCCCCUCUGCUGUGAACCAAGCAGCUCCUCACCAACAGAACAGGAUCUGGGAGCGAGAGCCUGCCCCACUGCUCUCGGCACAGUACGAAACACUGUCGGAUAGUGAUGACUGAACUGCACAGAGAAGGG
This is a messenger RNA of Cynocephalus volans (Philippine flying lemur), 7642 nucleotides long. It is a transcript of the gene NCOR1, whose product is annotated as nuclear receptor corepressor 1. The record is from RefSeq and is a predicted model, not a curated record. Gene Ontology annotation, cellular component: chromatin. Bases 235 to 7626 code for a protein of 2463 amino acids. Lineage: Eukaryota; Metazoa; Chordata; Mammalia; Dermoptera; Cynocephalidae. Gene Ontology annotation, biological process: negative regulation of transcription by RNA polymerase II. Gene Ontology annotation, molecular function: nuclear thyroid hormone receptor binding; transcription corepressor activity. The transcript has 47 exons.